Messenger RNA from Biomphalaria glabrata, 1802 nucleotides. RefSeq names its product programmed cell death protein 7-like. The transcript has 10 exons. Bases 145 to 1689 code for a protein of 514 amino acids. Lineage: Eukaryota; Metazoa; Mollusca; Gastropoda; Planorbidae. The record is from RefSeq and is a predicted model, not a curated record.
GUUGGCUAAGAUGGAGGAAGCUCUCGCGAGAUUCACGAAUGUCUCGAGAAAACAAAACUGUUACCAAAAUUAUAUAGUUUAUCUUUGUUGGAGGCUGAUGGCAUGUCACAACUUUAAGCUGAAACUGGACUUAAAAAACUGAACAUGUCCUACAACGGAAGACAAAUGCAUAGAAUUCCUUAUCAGCCUUUUGAAAAACCAGAAAAUCCAAACAGUAAUUUUAACUCUGAUCAGCAUGUUAAUUUUCCUCCUCCUCCUCCUCCACAACUGCAAAAUAAUUUCCCUCCUCAUUUUUUUAACCAAAGGCCAAACAUACCUAAUGUUCUUUCACAGCAGCAAUGUAGGCCUAAUUUUUCUCCCAACAUCCCACCUCCCUUCAACCUUGCGCACCCGCCACCACCACCGAAUUUUCAAUGUUCAAUACCUCCAUUUUUCCCCAACAAUCAAGCUUUUCCACCAAGACAACACACUCCAGUUGAAUAUACUAGGAAUCCAGACCAUGGAAAUUUUAUAAAUCUUAAUGUUCCGCCACCAAGUUUGAACAACAAUGUACCUCGGCCUGUUGGAAUGAAUUUACCUGCUACAAAUGCAACUAUUCCUUUACAAUCAGAGAAAGACAAUGGGACUGUCUUUAGACAUGAGCAAGGACCAAAGCAAAUAGGUCAACAGUUGUUAGAAAAUUGGUUAAAAGAUAAAUCAAAAGUCAAGAAAGGAACUUGUGAUAAUCAAAGAAGCGGUGAAAAUAAUAAAUUAUGGACUUGGAUGAAUCAACUGCGAGAACUCAUGCAAAUUUUGACGAGCAUGUCAACUCAGGUACAAUAUUUGAGUGAAUCUUAUUCAUCUAUUGAUAGAUCAAGCUGGGAUAAGAGUGUUUGUGACUUUGAAAAAUUAAAGAGAGACUAUUCUGCUUGUAAAGUUGCUGUUGAAGUAGUUGAACAGCAUGAAACAGCUUUAAAACAAAUCCAGAAAAAAAGGAAAAGACAAUCAAGAAAAAGAAUAAAUGACUUAGAGCAUCAAUUGAAUAUCUCCAAAGUAAGGGAGGAAAAGAACAAGCAGAUAGAUCUCUGGCAGGAAAGGAUUCAAGCAAAGAUCAAAGAAGAAAACAUGAGGAAGGCCAGAAAAGAAGCAGCUGAUCGCACAUUAAGUAAAGUCUCAAAAGAAAUUCAAGAUGCUACUCGCUUGAUUGAAACAAUGUUAGCACUUAAAAAACUGCGACUUAUUAGGCGUGAUGCAGCUCAAAAACGAGGAGACACAGAGCUAGGUGAAUCUCGCCAAUCAUUUGAAGAUAAAAUUUCAGACAUGACCCGACUUGUCCAGGCCCAGUUAGAAUGUUACAAAGAAGAAGAAGCAAGACUUAAAGAAGUCAUAAGAUCUGAACAAAAUGAAAAGCAGGAAAGAGAAAGGUUAUUACAAGCCACAAACAAAAAGUUGAAAGAAAAAGAAGAGGAAGACGAGCUUCAGUCUUUACUAUUUGGACCAAAACAAGAUGUUUCUACAACAGAUCCACUUUAUCCAUUUAUCAAAUUUUAUUCUCAAGCAGAAGACAAUCUCCAAGCUUUCAUUCAAAUAAGACGUGAAUGGGACUUAUUCAUAGUGGCUGACAAAACCCCAGCAUCAAGUGUUGUGCCUAUGUCCUGGGUUAUUCCUGAUGCUCCCAGUAGUCUAGCCUGGGCACAGGCUUUGAAGUAAAAUACUAAUUCUGAAGGAAAAAAAAUAAUUCUUUGAAACAUUUUGUGCUUUGGAAAUACAGUUAUGUUUUAAAAAUUGUAAAAAAAAAUAAAUGUUUUUGUUUUAUGAUUGUA